Molecule: messenger RNA, 435 nt
Organism: Linum tenue
Lineage: Eukaryota; Viridiplantae; Streptophyta; Magnoliopsida; Malpighiales; Linaceae
Source: the annotation of a GenBank genome assembly
AUGGCCUUUUUUGCGAGCAAGAACAAGAAGGCGUUGGUGUCGAUGAUCGCCGUUGUCGCCGCGUUGGCAGUUUUGGCUCCGACGAUGACUUCCGCAAAGCAAUACGUGGUGGGAGAUGGAGAGGGUUGGACCAAGGGCUUCGAUUACUCCGCUUGGACCGCCGGCAAGCAGUUCUUCGUUGGCGACUCCCUGGUGUUCAACUACAGCCAAGGGAGGCACAACGUGUUCAAAGUGAACGGGACAGAAUUCAAGCAGUGCUUAAAGCCACUUGUUGGGUCUCCAUUUACCACAGGGAAGGAUGAGAUUGAACUCGAAACUGCCGGGAGGAAAUGGUACAUCUGCGGCGUCUCCGGCCACUGCAGCGCCGGUCAGAAGCUAUUCAUCAAUGUCCUCGAAGGAUCUGCCGCUCCGGCACCGACACCAGUCUCGCCAUAA